Knipowitschia caucasica is the source of this 1410-nucleotide messenger RNA. Lineage: Eukaryota; Metazoa; Chordata; Actinopteri; Gobiiformes; Gobiidae. The record is from the annotation of a GenBank genome assembly.
AUGGAGGAUGAGUGGGAGGAAGAGGAGCAGCUGGUUGUGGUGGAACUGGCAGGAACUGUGAGCAAUGAUUUUCUAAGCAAGGGAAAAAGCACAUGCAAAAUCCUGGAUAUUGACAGCGACAAACCAUUCCUUCAAGUCGGACAAUUUGUUUUUUCUGGAGAAUAUGAAGACACUUUGGGGACUUCAGUGCUAUUUGAGGAGACACCACGAAAAGGAAAAGACAGUGCCCCUGAGCUGAAGUACAAGUGUCACACUGUUAAGAAGCUUAUGAUGCAGAGGGUGUUUCUGACAGAGAAGAAAGACGGGGAAGCCAGUCAAGAAGGUAAUGAGAGUGUGGAACAGGAAGACAGCACCAUCGUAGUGAGUGACGACGAUGAUGACACACACCACACUAAGGCUGGAGACUCACUGCUGGAGUUUGCUUCUAUUGCCCUCAAAUUGCACCCAACUCCACACGACGGAAGGAUGGAGCUGCGGCCGCUCUUCAUGUGUUUAGCAGUGUGCCUGGUGUACGCCUCCAGCAAACCCACCGACAAGAAGGAGAGGGUCCACCACGACGAGCCUCUCAGCCAGCGCCAACACGACGACGACCAGGACUUUGACUAUGACCACGAGGCUUUCCUGGGACAAGAGGAGGCCAAGACGUUUGACCAACUCACGCCCGAGGAGAGCAAGGAACGCCUGGGCUUGCUGGUGGAGCGCAUCGACGAGGAUCAGGACGGCUUUGUGACGGUGGAGGAGAUGAAGCGCUGGAUCAAACACGCCCAGAAGAAGUGGAUCUACGACGACGUGGACCGUCAGUGGAAGAGCCAUGACUUGAACGCGGACGGCCUUGUGUCCUGGGACGAGUACCGAAACACCACCUACGGAUACAUCUUGGACAGCGACCCGGAGGACGGCCUGAGCUACGGGCAGAUGAUGGACCGUGACGAGAGGAGGUUCAAGAUGGCUGACCUGAACGCGGACAUGAAGGCUGACAAGGAGGAGUUCACGGCCUUCCUGCACCCAGAGGAGUACGAUCACAUGAAGGACAUUGUGGUGCUGGAAACCAUGGAGGACAUAGACAAGAACGGAGACGGCCUCAUCGACCUGGACGAGUACAUAGGCGACAUGUUCAACCAGGACGGAGCCGGGACGGAGCCUGAGUGGGUGAAGACUGAGCGUGACCAGUUCACAGAGUUCAGAGACAAGAACAAAGACGGCAAGAUGGACAAGGAGGAGACUCGCGACUGGAUCCUGCCCAGCGACUACGACCACGCUGAGGCCGAGGCCAAGCACUUGGUCUACGAGUCAGACGCUGAUAAGGACGGGCGCCUCACAAAGGACGAAAUUGUGGACAAGUACGACCUGUUUGUGGGCAGUCAGGCCACAGACUUUGGGGAAGCUCUCACGCGACACGAUGAGUUCUGA